Drosophila elegans is the source of this 1605-nucleotide messenger RNA. Its product is annotated as progestin and adipoQ receptor family member 3. Bases 211 to 1230 code for a protein of 339 amino acids. The record is from RefSeq and is a predicted model, not a curated record. Lineage: Eukaryota; Metazoa; Arthropoda; Insecta; Diptera; Drosophilidae. The transcript is spliced from 5 exons. Gene Ontology annotation, cellular component: membrane. Gene Ontology annotation, molecular function: signaling receptor activity.
GGUUUUCAGUUGCCAACUAGUAAGCAAUCGCAACGGUUUGAUAUUAUUAUCCCGCGCUCAGUUGAAAAUUUUGAAAUGACCGUUUUGGUGUCUUGUGUGUGUUGAAAUAUAUUAGUAAAUUGAGAAAAUUAGUAAAAAAAAUAAACUUAAAAGACAAACAAACCGAAUCUUAAAUUCCAAAUAUAUUUACCUGGUGAUAAACCCACAAAAAUGGAAACCACAAUUGUGACCACAACGACAACCGAACUGAAUUGCAUUAUUCGCGGCAGCAAAAAGAAAGAUAUCGAUGGUCAACUGGUUGCGGAUAGCACGGACGCAUCACACCAAUUUCCGUCCAACGAGGAGCCCAAUAUUCUGGGGCAUGGACCCAACUACGACGAGAAGUUGUCCAAAUUCAAAUGGCUCUGCAAUUUCGAUGAUGCCCCCAGUCACCUAAAGUUCAACCCUUACAUCCGACGCGGCUAUCGCACAUUCCUAUCCAACAAGUUGUGCCUGCAGAGCAUUUUCUGGUGGACCAAUGAGACGAUUAACAUCUGGAGCCAUCUGGCCGGGUGCAUCCUGUUUAUCGGCCUGACGAUCUUCGACCUGCAAUUUUUGCGAAUCCACGCCUCUUUGACCGAUCAGGUCCUGGUCGUCUGUCUGCUGGUCUGCUUCUGCCUCUGCAUGCUGAUGUCCGCCAUAUACCACAUAUUCUCCUGCAAAUCGGAGGAGCACUAUGAGCUCUUCCUAUCGGUUGACUUCCUGGGCAUCUCGCUGUCCCUGGUGGCCAUCUACAUCAGUGGAAUGUACUAUGCCUUCUGGUGCCACACCUUCCUGCGCACCCUGUACUCCACGAUCGCCUUGGGUAUGUUCGCCCUGGCAAUCGCUGUCCAGAUUCCCCGCUUCAAUGUCUCCAUGAACGCCAAGGUGGCGGUGCUGCUGCUGUGGUCCGCCUACGGAAUCAUCCCUCUGGGUCACUGGGCGGUGGCGAUGGGCGGUUUGGAGAACGAGCUAGUCAGGCUGAUGGUGCCUCGCAUUGUGGUCAUGUACUUGCUCUGCCUCAUCGCGUUCGUUUUCUACGCGACCAAAAUCCCGGAGCGCUGGUUCACCGGAAAAGUAGACUUUGUGGGUCACUCGCACAACUGGUGGCACCUGAUCAUUGUGGCGGCCUUCUAUCACUGGCACAAUACCGGAUUGGUCUAUGCCGAAUAUCGUCUGAAUAAUGGCUGCAGUGCUCCCGUCCUCGCCUGAGAUUUGAUUUUUGAGAGCGUUAAUCUAAGAUCCCAGAUCCGAGGAGCGGGAAUGGAUGCAAAAACGGAACCGGGACAUAGUGUACAUAGUUUAUGGGGCGCUCUUUUUCCGCUAUUAACUAAUAUUUAGUUGUAGUUGUUGACCGAUAUGAUUAAUUUAUGUGUAAUUUACCGAUUAGUUAGGUGUUCGUGUUAGUCUAUCCAAACAGUUGAUUUAACACGAGCGGAAGGAAGGUUUCUCUCUUUAUUUCCUAGUUCAUUUCGUUUUAAUAUACAAUGUUUAUGAAAAUGCAUGUUUAAGCUGAAGCUGUGUUAGUCUAGUUGACUCGAUUUUUACAAAUACUUUAAAUGCAAAUACAAUAUUAAAAGUACAAAA